Aspergillus caelatus is the source of this 438-nucleotide messenger RNA. RefSeq lists its product as uncharacterized. Lineage: Eukaryota; Fungi; Ascomycota; Eurotiomycetes; Eurotiales; Aspergillaceae. The coding region runs from base 1 to 438 and encodes 145 amino acids. The record is from RefSeq and is a predicted model, not a curated record. The transcript has 2 exons.
AUGGAGGAAGGGUUUGGUGGAUACCUUGAGGGACGUGACGGUGCUAGUGACGUUAUAAUUGGUGUCAAACUUGCCAAGGCCGGUUACAGUAUCGCAGUGGUCUUCAUCGCUUGUUUGCUAGCCGUGCAGGCAUAUUUAUGGGUCUACUGCACCGAUAUUUUGGAUAUCAGCCUCACUGUUCUCAAAGGUAUGGCUUUAUCCUUACCUUUGAUCAUUGUUCGUGUUACCUACCUCUUCCCUUCUGUUCUGAGCGGAUCCGACCUUCGAUGGAACAGUCUAGCCGGACCAAAUGCUCCGUUUUUACUGAUGGGGCUGCUGAUGGAAUAUACUGUUGUUUGUAUACACCUUGUCACGGGAUACAUAAUUCCUUGUUGGAGACAGAUACAGAAAGAUCAGCGCGUCCAGCUCACCGGGUCCUCGUCGGUGGAGGAGCUAUGA